Ornithodoros turicata is the source of this 860-nucleotide messenger RNA. RefSeq names its product vesicle transport protein USE1-like (gene Use1). The coding region runs from base 36 to 797 and encodes 253 amino acids. The transcript has 6 exons. The record is from RefSeq and is a predicted model, not a curated record. NCBI's taxonomy places the organism in Eukaryota, Metazoa, Arthropoda, Arachnida, Ixodida, Argasidae. Gene Ontology annotation, cellular component: endoplasmic reticulum; SNARE complex. Gene Ontology annotation, molecular function: SNAP receptor activity. Gene Ontology annotation, biological process: retrograde vesicle-mediated transport, Golgi to endoplasmic reticulum.
UCCACUUCCUGCCACGAGAUGCCAGGGUUUUCAAGAUGGCGCCUGUCUCACGCCUGGAACUCAACUUCUGUAGACUUUUGGAACGGUGUGAAUCCAUAGCAGACGACCGAAAGUCGAAUGACUGGCGCUUAGAAAAGUACCUGCAGUCUCUAGAAGAUAUGUUGGUCGAGCUCGGAAAGAUUAAUACGUGCCAACCAAGUAAGGAUGACCUUCUGGCAUACUCGAAGAAAGUUGAAUUUCUGAAAGACCUGAUAAGCAAGGACAAGGCGCAAAAAGGUCCAGAGAAGAAGUUGAACCAUGAACAGCUGCUCCUGGCUCAAGCCCCGGACAACAAGACGAGCGAAAUUAAACUCAAACGUCAAACGAGAAUCAACCGAGACGCACGAGAAGAACUCUUCGGCUCGCCAUUGCGGGACACGGCGUCACAUGCAGGAGAGAAGACGCUACGACAGCGUACCACAGCGCAGGGCAGCGGCACGGGCGAAGACUUUGACGCCGUCCUCCGCUACCACCAUUCCAUGCAGGAGAAGAUUGCUGAGGAGAUGCUUUCUCUGGCUCAGAACCUCAAGCAGAAUGCAACGUUAGCGGGGCACAUUGUCAAAAAGGACACCGAAACCGUGCAGAAGACUGUACAGAAUGCCGACCAGAACUACAGCAAGUUGCAGACAGAGCAGAGCAGGCUGGAAGAGCACCUUCGACGUUCCUGCAGCUGCUGGAUUUGGAUGAUGUUAGGAGUCGUCUGCAUAGUGUUUCUCAACAUGGUUGUUUUCAUGCGAGUUUUUCCAAAACGGUUGUGACGCUUGCGAUUGUAUGUAAAUGUAUUGUCCAACCCAUGUACAUAAAAUAAGUUAAAUUCUCUA